UCGUAUACAACUCCAUAUCACCCCAUUUAACUCCCCCUUCCACUUACUCAUCUUCCUCAUAUGAAAACCAAAACAAUUUGACGUCAAGCUCCUCAAAGCAAGAAUGAAAAUGAAGCUACUAGGAUGGAUGCAGCAUAAGCUACGGCCAACUAAUAUUGAACCUUUCAAGGAUUUCACAAUCGGGAACUACCGUGCAUGUCUGUCUGCUCAGUCAUCCCUCAAUGAUCAAGACUCGCAUCCAAAAUCAAUAUGUGGCUAUGACUAUGGAUUGAAAGCGGAAAUUGAGAAUUCCUUCACAGAAUUUGAAACCAAGGGGGUAGAAGAGUACAAUGGAGAUGAAACAUCCGCUGUCAUCUCAGGGCUAUUCCAUGGCUUUCUCACCAUUGGAACUCUAGGCUCCGAACCAAUUAUGAGUGAGCCUGUAACACCGACAUUCGCCACCCCUCUGGAGAAUAUAUCUGAAGAAAAAACCGAGGUGUCCGAAAAUCAUCUGAAGCUCAUCAAUGAUGAACUGGAGAAAUUCCUUGAAGCUGAAGAGCAUGGUUCCAAUGAAUCAUCAAGAAGGAAUAGUCAGGUCAGCACGAUUACACUUAGUGGUAAGCCAAUUCAAGGAGCCAAUUCUCAAGAUCAUGGGAAGGCAAUCACGUGUCCACUCCAAGGAUAUCUGUUUGGGUCUUCCAUUGAACUUGCGGAAACAAGGUUUGAGGUGAAGAAGGAAAAGGCAUCACUUGCUGAACUGUUCCACAGGACGAAAAUUGCGGAAGAGAGUCAUACGGAAAAAUGUGCAAAAGAGGAGAUGAAGAACAAGCAAAACAAUAAACCUGUCAAACAUCUCAUCAAGAAGGUUCUGAAAAAGAUUCAUGCUUCUUCAUUGAGUUCUAUCUCUCUCUGUUAA
This is a messenger RNA of Hibiscus syriacus, 895 nucleotides long. RefSeq names its product protein LAZY 1-like. Gene Ontology annotation, biological process: gravitropism; regulation of auxin polar transport. Bases 104 to 895 code for a protein of 263 amino acids. Lineage: Eukaryota; Viridiplantae; Streptophyta; Magnoliopsida; Malvales; Malvaceae. The record is from RefSeq and is a predicted model, not a curated record. The transcript is spliced from 3 exons.